This is a messenger RNA of Vidua macroura (Pin-tailed whydah), 6105 nucleotides long. It is a transcript of the gene ARHGEF9, whose product is annotated as Cdc42 guanine nucleotide exchange factor 9. Gene Ontology annotation, molecular function: guanyl-nucleotide exchange factor activity; protein binding. The record is from RefSeq and is a predicted model, not a curated record. The transcript has 14 exons. The coding region runs from base 349 to 4791 and encodes 1480 amino acids. NCBI's taxonomy places the organism in Eukaryota, Metazoa, Chordata, Aves, Passeriformes, Viduidae.
GGGGCCGGCGGGGAGCGCCGGGCGCAGCCGGGAGGGCGGCGGGAGCGGCUCCCGGAGCGGGGCUGCUUUCUGCUUCUGCUUUUCAGCUCGAGUCCCUCUCAGGAGCUCGCACCUUCAGGCGCUUUUGAAUUUUUUAUUUUGUUGUUCUUCUUGGUAUUUUAAAACUUUUUUUUUUAAAUUUUUUUUUAAACAUUUCAAAUUUCUGACGCCAGCGUAGAGUUUUGCCCAGAUCGCCGGGACCGCGUGAGCGUGCGGCGCCGAGGCCAUGCGGUGAGCGAGUCUUGUGAAGAAAAGCAAUCUGAGGACCAUGCAUCCGUGACUCCUGGAACCAGCCUGUGAGCCAGGGCGAUGGAAGUUCUAGAGGGCCUCCAGCGUACUGCUUCCCUGAGCAUUCCCAAUGGAUGUGCCAACAGGAUUUUCCAAGGCAACGUGGAGGGAGGGAGCACUGAUGCCUUGGAGGCCUGUGGUGCUGAGCACUGCGCCUCUGGCGACGCAAUCCCCAGUGAGCAGGAGGAAACACACAGGUAUAAGAAGACAACCAAGGGCAGCCGGAUCUGGAAUUUUGUCAGACGAAGGAAAGGACUCUCUACAAAUAAAGACAGGCCCCAGUCCAUGAUUCUGCUGGGAGUUACCUCUGAGGUCUCAGAAUUAAAAAAGCCAUCCUUCAUGGACAGGGUACGCUCAUCAAAAAAGGGAAGAUCCUCCAGGACACCCAAGAACGUAGAUUUGAGAGCCUCCAGAGUGCAGGACGUGCGUGACCCUGAGGAGGACCUUCAUGGCAUUGGGCAGAGAGCUGUCUACAGGGUUAGGAAGCUGGGCGAUGGCCGGAGGCCCUCCCGCCACUCAUACGCGGGGUACAUCGAGGAUUUGGACUCUUCUUUUGAGGACAUAGAGCUGAACAUCAGCAUUCCUGAACUCGAUGCCACUGAAAGUAAAUGUCUCAGGGAUAUCAGUGGCAGAUUACACGGUGAGGAUAAUGAUGGUAACUGCCACAGAAUACCAGCCAGGAAGAGUGAGUCUUUGAAUUUUGAACACGUUAAGGGUCCUGCAAUUACAGAAGGGGACAAUCAAAAGAGGUGUGCUAUGCUCCCACAGGAGAGCAGGAGAGGAAGGAGCUCUGAUGUCUGGAGCUAUCUGAAAGGAAUUUCAUUAGCUAGCAAAGAUAAUUCAAAGCUCCCAGAUCAAAGGGCUGAAACCAAUUUCCAGAACUUAGAAAAUACAACUGAUCAUUCCGCUUCUUACUUUGACUUUGAUACGAGAUGUGAGGAAAAUCUCAGCCAGCGAAAAAAAUCAAACGGUGCUGCCAAAGCCACUCACUUUGGGGGCGUUGUGAGGUUCUUAACCAGCGUAGCUGAGGCGGCUCGGCGGCUGCGAGGCUCCUCGAGGGCAUUCUCCCCCGAUGAGAAGAGGCCUCAGCGCAGUUUCCGGGGCCGCAGGCAGGAUGUUGCCUCCCCCAAAGAGGGCUUGGUUAUCGAGAACGAGAGCGCGAAGCCCUUCUGCACGGUGGGAGCCUGUCUGCAGUCCCCAGAUUCAGGCACGUGGGAGAACCUGAGCUUUGAGAGUUUGGCGGGGAAGGAGCCCGUGCAGCACUGCAAAACCGCAGACGGGCUGAAAGGCGUUGCUUCCUCUGGCCUGGACAGUGGCAAUGACAGGCUUAAUGAAACAUCACCACUUCCCUUUGGGCCAGAACCAUCCAUGUCCCAGCUGGCAGAGCUUGCAGAUGGCUCUUUCACUGAGCUGAACAGCAAAGACCCUUCUGAGGAUCUGGUGGAACUUCCACAGACAACUCUGGCUGAACCAAUUGAGGACUUGGGCACUACUCCAGAGAAGACCCAGGUCAUGGCCAGGGACUUGCCACCUUCUCACGAUCUUCCUGUGAAUAGUCUGGAUACUGUGGACCUAGGCUGUUCUCCAGGUACCAGUGAGGACUUUUCUGCAGAAACUAAAGCGCAGACUCACCUUCCACAGGCAUUGCUAACUAAAUUUGAUUCUGGGGAUGUGGCUUGUGCCCCAGUGGUUGCUGAAGACAUGGAUCCCUCUCCAGCAGUUGCUCAGGAGCUUUCAGAGACAGAACUGGAUAAUCAGGACUUGAGAAAUCCUGAGCUGCCUUUGCAAAACUUGUGUGGAAGUGAGCUGGAGUUUCAAGACACUGGCAAUACCCUGGAGAGGGUCGUGGGCAGGGACCUGGCACCUUCUCCUGAUCUUCCUGUCAGUAAUCUGGAUGCUGCAGGCCUGGGCUGCUCUCCAGCUGCUUAUGGUGCCUUUCCUGCAGUGCUUGAGGCUCAGGCCCACCUUCAACAGACAUCACUGUCUGAACUUGAUACUGAGGACGUGGCUUGUGCCCCAGUGAUUGCUAAAGACAUGGAUCCAUCUCCAGCUGCGGCUCGGGAAAUUUCAAGGACAGAACUGGAUAAUCAGGACUUGAGAAACCCUGAGUUGCCUGUGCAGGACUUGUCGGGAGGUGAGCUGGGGAUUCAGGACUCGGGCAGUACUCCAGAGAUAUCACAGGUUGUGGGCAGGGAUGUGCCACCUUCUCCUGAUCUUCCUGUGCAUAAGCUGGGUUCUGUGGACUUGGACCAUUCCCCAGCUGCCAGUGGUGACUUCUCUGCAGCACCUGAGGCUCUGAUCCACCUUCCCCAGGCAGCUCUGACUGAAGAGAUCCAAGAUACUGUCAGUACUCUGGAGAAGAGUCAGGUCAUGGGCAGGGACCUGCCACCUUCCCACGACAUUCCCAAGAACAUUCUGGAUGCUGCGGACAUGGGCUGUUCCGCAGUUGCCGACGUGGACUUUUCUGUAGUGACUUUUUUAAAGUGUUCCACAGUGAAAAGGCAGGGUUUGGAACAGCCUGGUGGCCGCAUUAAAAAGCGGGGAAGCACUUCAUUUGUGGAACAAAACUCUGUGGAGGUCAUGGACAGAGUGGAAGAGUUUGACUGCAGCACGGAGUGCAGGCCCUUCCAGGUGCACGUCUCGAGGAUUGUCUCUUCCGGACGCCUCAAAAAUGGAAAGCCGACGUCUCGCCCUCCGCAGCCGUGCCCACAAGCAGAGCCCUUCAAGGCGCUGGUGGAGCGCUGCCGCUCCGAGCCCCUCUCGCAGAGCACCCCCAUGGGGCUGGACCAGGUGGGAGGGCGCAUGCAGCACCUGCUCCGCAGACGUGCUGAGAACGAGCAGGCUUCAAAGACCCUGAAGGUGCGCGGGAACUGCAGGAACGGUGGCCGUCGAUGGAACCUCUUCAAGCCUGGAGCUGAGAAGCUGCAGAUCAGUCGGCUGAUCAGUGGUGGUUCCAUUGUCAGUGCUGAGGCAGUAUGGGAUCACGUCACCAUGGCCAACCGGGAGUUGGCGUUUAAAGCAGGAGACGUCAUCAAGGUCCUGGAUGCUUCCAACAAGGACUGGUGGUGGGGUCAGAUCGAUGAUGAGGAAGGAUGGUUUCCCGCCAGCUUCGUGAGGCUAUGGGUGAACCAGGAGGAUGGGGUGGAGGAGGGAACCAGCGAGGUGCAGAAUGGCCACCUGGACCCCAGCGCCGACUGCCUGUGCCUGGGCAGGACCGUGCAGAACCGCGACCAGAUGAGAGCCAACGUCAUCAACGAGAUCAUGAGCACCGAGCGCCACUACAUCAAACACCUCAAGGACAUCUGUGAGGGUUACUUAAAGCAGUGCCGGAAGAGGAGGGACAUGUUCAGUGACGAGCAGCUGAAAAUCAUCUUUGGGAACAUUGAAGACAUCUACAGAUUUCAGAUGGGAUUUGUGCGGGACCUGGAGAAGCAGUACAACAACGAGGACCCCCAUCUCAGUGAGAUCGGACCGUGCUUCCUGGAACACCAAGACGGUUUCUGGAUCUAUUCUGAGUACUGUAACAACCACCUGGACGCGUGCAUGGAGCUCUCCAAGCUGAUGAAGGACAGCAGGUACCAGCACUUCUUCGAGGCGUGCCGCCUGCUGCAGCAGAUGAUCGACAUCGCCAUUGACGGCUUCCUGCUGACGCCCGUGCAGAAGAUCUGCAAGUACCCCCUGCAGCUGGCAGAGCUGCUCAAGUACACGGCCCAGGAGCACAGUGACUACAGGUACGUGGCUGCUGCCCUAGCCGUCAUGAGGAACGUCACCCUCCAGAUCAACGAGCGCAAACGGAGGCUGGAGAACAUCGACAAGAUAGCUCAGUGGCAGGCCUCUGUCCUGGACUGGGAGGGAGACGAUAUCUUGGACCGCAGCUCAGAGCUGAUCUACACGGGAGAGAUGUCCUGGAUUUACCAGCCUUAUGGACGGAACCAGCAGCGAGUUUUCUUUCUCUUUGAUCACCAGAUGGUUCUCUGCAAGAAGGAUCUGAUCCGAAGGGAUAUCCUGUAUUACAAAGGGCGCAUAGACAUGGAUAAAUAUGAAGUGGUGGAUAUAGAAGAUGGGAGAGAUGAUGACUUCAAUGUCAGCAUGAAGAAUGCCUUCAAACUGCAUAACAAGGAGACUGAGGAAAUGCACUUAUUCUUUGCCAAGAAACUGGAGGAGAAGUUACGAUGGCUUAGAGCUUUCAGAGAAGAAAGGAAGAUGGUAAAAGAAGAUGAAAAGAUAGGCUUUGAAAUUUCUGAGAAUCAAAAGCGGCAAGCGGCAAUGACAGUAAAGAAAGUCAGUAAACAAAAAGGUGUGAGCUACUCCAAGUCGGUUCCUCCAGCCUACCCACCACCCCAGGAUCCAUUAAAUCAGGGACAAUACAUGGUGACAGAUGGCAUAUCCCAGUCCCAGGUCUUCGAGUUCACCGAACCCAGACGCAGCCAGGCACCAUUCUGGCAAAACUUCAGCAGAGAGUGAGAAUGAGACAUCCAUAAUUUUUAUGAGAAGAUGCUUCCUAAAUAUUCAGCACUAGGAAAAAAGAAACACCACCGCCACACCAUUAUUUGCAUCAUAAAUCAAGAUCUGACAAGGCCACUUGUUGGACUCGCAGCUUCUUUGUUAAGUGGGAAGCCCGCCCGGGCAGCGCCGCUCACGCUGGUGCUGGCACAGCGGCUGCAGGGACGAGGGGCUUGGCUCUCGGGCCUUCAAGAAAGCUCUUCCCCUCCAUAAAUUGCCAAGGUGCUGCAGGAGAUGGAGCAUUGGCACAAAGAAGAACCAGCACUGGGUCCCACUUGAGCACCUGCUGUGGCUGUCCCAGCAGGGAGCAGGGCUGGAGCGUGUGUGACAGCGCUGGGAGCAGCGCCCAUGCAGACGGGGGUGACUUGACUGAGCAUCUGGUACAGACUUUUCAUUCCAGUGCCAGACAGGAGGAACCCACUUCCCAUUCCAUAUGCAGAAACAAGAGAGUUGUAACAAACUUAUAUGUUUACGGUAUUUCUCUGGCUGAAUCUAUAUAUAUAUAUAUAUAUAUAUAUAAGAAAAAAAAAAAAAGAAACCCUCUUCCCUAGGUAAAUGACAUGCAUCACCCUUAACCUAGACACUAGAACAGAGGAUCUAAAUUCAAGACUUUCGCCUCCCCACCCUCUCCAAAAAGUCAAACAAGAACCAACCUAGGUGCAUCUAACAGUUGUAAAUAGAAAAUACUACAUAGAGAAAUAUAUUUGAAAUUUGUUUCAGUUUCUGGAUGGGCACCAGCUGUCCAUUGCAAUGUUAUUGAUAGUACACUGUGGUGCUUUGGGUUUCUGGUUUUGUUCUCUUUAUGCUCUGUCAUCUUUCAUUGCAGCUACAUUUCAGGGAACAUGUAUAUUUAGUAGCUAUUGUAAGUUCUGCAUGGCAUCACCAAGCUUAUUUUUCCUUAAGAAGAAAAGAAGAGUCUGUAGGAGCUUAAAGGCACUAUGACGACAGGGACCUGUAGCAGAGAAUUAAAAAAAAAAAAAAAAGGUUUUUAAAAUUCUAGUUUGAAGCCAAAUACUGAUAUUUUAGUGCUUUUGGGGUUUUAACAGUAAGAGCAAAAAAAGAAAAAAAAAAAAAAAAAAAGAAAAAAAGGAUUUUGGUAACCCAGCUGAUCCGCACUUGCCAGUUUUAUUAUUUUGUUUAUAUUGGACUGUUUGACCCUGUCAAACAAGUGUCAAAGUUGUGUGUAUAAAACAAAAAAAAAAAAGUGUUUUAAAAGUGUUGUAAAGACACUGAGCCUUAUGAAAAUAUUUAUGGAAUUAAAUAAAAAGAAGUGAA